This is a messenger RNA of Pteropus alecto (black flying fox), 3123 nucleotides long. RefSeq names its product mitochondrial ribosome recycling factor (gene MRRF). Gene Ontology annotation, molecular function: structural constituent of ribosome; RNA binding; ribosomal large subunit binding. Gene Ontology annotation, biological process: translation; ribosomal small subunit assembly. Gene Ontology annotation, cellular component: ribosome; mitochondrion; cytosolic small ribosomal subunit. The record is from RefSeq and is a predicted model, not a curated record. Lineage: Eukaryota; Metazoa; Chordata; Mammalia; Chiroptera; Pteropodidae. The transcript is spliced from 7 exons. The coding region runs from base 45 to 869 and encodes 274 amino acids.
ACGAGCCUUAAUAUCCUGGGCAAUAGCUGGUGAGUGGCCUCCGCAUGGCCUUGAGAUGUUCACAAGGAUUGUCUUCAGUCAUGGCCUUGGGUUUGAAGUGCUUCCGAUUGGUCCACCCUGCCUUUUGCAGCUCCCUUGCAGCCUUCACCAGACCUGUUUCAGAAAUUACGCUGAAGGCAGUGAAUGGAAGACAAAAUAACCAUGGGCAAUACGUGGCCUCUCCAGCUGUACCAACCCGUCUUUUUGCUACCAAGAAAGCCAAAGCCAAAGGGAAAGGACAGCCCCAAACCAGAGUGAAUCUUAACACUGCCUUGGUUGAGGACAUAAUCAGCUUGGAAGAGGUGGAAGAAGAAAUGAAGUCUGUGAUGGAAGCACUCAAGGAUAAUUUCAAUAAGACUGUCAAUAUAAGGACCUCACCAGGAUCCCUGGAUCAUAUCACUGUGGUAACUGCUGAUGGGAAGCUAGCUUUAAACCAGAUUGGCCAGAUCUCCAUGAAGUCACCACAGCUGAUUUUGGUGAAUAUGGCCAGCUUCCCAGAGUGUACAGCUGCAGCUAUCAAGGCUAUAAGAGAAAGUGGAAUGAAUCUGAACCCAGAAGUGGAAGGGACGCUAAUUCGGGUACCCAUUCCCAAAGUAACCAGGGAGCACAGGGAAAUGCUGGUGAAACUGGCCAAACAGAACACCAACAAAGCCAAAGACUCUUUACGGAAGGUCCGUACCAGCGCAAUGAAUAAGCUGAAGAAGUCAAAGGACAAGGCCUCGGAGGACACCAUUCGGCUCAUAGAAAAACAGAUCAGCCAAAUGGCCGACGACACAGUUGCAGAGCUGGACAGGCAUCUGGCAGUGAAGACUAAGGAACUCCUUGGAUGAAAGUCCACCGGGGCCAGCAGUACCUCAGAGCCCAGUUUCUAGUGCAUUCCCUGGGUGGCGAAUUGGCGUCUCUCCUCCCUAUCCACACAGAAGGCCGUCACUGUACUUGUCAGUCCUUGUGAGGCCCAGCCUUCCAGUGGGACACCCAGAUUUGUUCAUUCUCUUCCUCUCUUCCCCUGUCCCCCCAGUCUGCUCUAGGUCUUCUGGUAUGGGCAGCCCUCGGAGAAUAUCUGUUGCUGACAGAGGGCUUGUACUUAGGGCAUUUGCCGUAACUGUGACGUUGCCAAAUGCCUAGGACCACUGCAGGCUUAGCCCCGACGGCUCCUCAUGUCGGGAGCCUCCUUUUCAAACAUUUAGUAGGGCCCUGGCCCCAACUUUAAACUUCGCUUGGGCUGAUGUGGACCUUCGCCUGUGACUGGAUAACUUCGCUAGAGGCCCAUUUUUACCAGUCAAUAAAAUCAAAAUGAAUUAGAAAGAAUAAUAACCAUAAGAAAAACAGUAGAGUCAGUCUGGAUUAAUGACCUCUGAGGACCUGUGGGUAAAGCAUCCAGAACAGACUUUUGACUCUGAGUCAUCUUCACACACUUUCUCCUUUACCUGGACCAGUCCUCACCUGGCAGUCCUGAUCAUCCUUCACCUCUCAGCUGAGACAACAGUUCUUCUGGGAAGUCUUCCUUCUCCCCGCAACUGAGGACCCCUAUUAUUGGCUCCCAUAGCACCGUCUACUGUUUCUAUCUGAACCUUAAUUAUUCUUUUUGGUAAUUGUCUGUAUAUUCAGUAGCCUCAGAAUUCGGCAUAAUGCCUGGAACAUAGUAGGCAUUCAAAUGUGUUGUGAAUGAAUUACGCAUAGUGGCUACUCAACAAAUGCUGGCUUUUCCUUUCCUUCCAGUCUUAAUACUGUCAUUCUGUCAUUUUCUGCUUUUGCCUCUGUCCUCAACAUUUACUUGGUUAUGGGAGACUCUUCCUCCAGGGUCUGCCUGUUACUGGUUUGCUGUGGCUCAUUUUUUGAGUACUGGGUCAAAUUAUUAGUACAAUAAUUCUUUUAUUUGUUCAUUAUUAGUUCAUUCAUUCAUUUGUAAUAUAGCCAACAUGAACUAGAUAAAAUUCUAGACAAUAUUUUUGAUCUUCACAAUAAACUUGCAAGAUGUAUAUUAUCUCCAUUUUACAAAUAGGAAAACUGAGACUUGACAAUAUUAGAUAAUUUGCCCAAAGCAACAAAGCUAAUAAGAGAGUUUUAUUAUUCAUUGUCUCAUUUUACAGAGAGGGAAGAGCUCAGAGAGGUGAGGUCUCUUGCCCAGGGUUAUAUAGCUAGCACGUAGCAGAGCUAGGAUUCAGAUUGAGGCCUGAUCUAAAGCAUGUGUUCUACCCACUACAUCCUGGUCACUUCAUAAACAUUUAGUGAGCACCAAGUGUGUGAUGGGUACUAUGAUACACGCUGGGAAUACAAACGGGGGUAAGACAUGACCCCUGUCUUUGAGGAGGGUGUGAUGCACUGGACUAAGUUGCUAUUUAUGUCUCGAGUGAAAGGGAGGAAGUUCGCUCCGGUUCUGUCAAAUGUCUGUCUUCAGAAUGGCACUUACCUUGGCAGCAGCAGGCCUGGCCGCGUUCCUUUGAAGCAGCAUCCAGCUUCUCUUUGCUGUUUGACCCCUCAGAGGCUCCGUCCCAUGCUAGAGGUAAUAAGGGGUGCACUUUUCCCUCCGCUUGGACUGGUGGAGUGUGCUGCACGACAGCUAGUGGACACUCACGGUCAGAAUUAGGUCGGAGAUGAAAGAAGCGGACAGUCUCCUGCCCCGCUUACCUGUCUUUCUUGGUCAGACGCCAUUCACCGGCCCUGAGUGGUCAUCACAUGACUGGAGGUCAGCUAAACGAAGAACAGGGAUGGAAGGAGCAGUCAAGGAGCCUCUUUUGGGGUAAGCCACAUGGCGAGGGCUUUGCAACAGUCUUUCCCGAGUGGCCGAAAUCCCCCACUCACUGCAAAUGUGCUUCUCAAAGAUGCAGGAUUUUUUAAUAAACAGAGGAAAUGAUAAAUUAUGUUGUAACUCCACUCCAAAGGCAUUUGGUUCUUAACAGCCAAAUCCUCUGUAGUCUUUAAAUAAACAAAAACUUAUUUGGUGAACAGACGGGGGGGAAAUUGAAAGAUUUUCUGUACUUGGGUUCCACAUGUCAACAAUUUCUCUCCUGUGUGUAUGUUGGCCAAAGCCGUAUAUCAUGAUAAAUGAAUAAAGGAAAACCUUGGGCCCAGGGCAGUCAGACA